AUGGCUGAGGUUAGAGGCAAACUAGUUGAUGCAGAGACUCGUUGUGAACAUUGGAACGGUGCAAAUGAUAUAAUUGCAUUAAAAUUAAAAUGUUGUCCAAACUAUUAUUAUCCAUGUGUCCAAUGUCACAAUGAAUUGACUUCUCAUUCAGUACAGAAAUUUGAUGUUGGUGCAAAUCCAGAUUUAAAAUGUAUAUUGUGUGGUCAUUGUGGGAAGGAACUGACUUUUAAGCAAUAUUUAAGCUUCUCAACUCCUUUAAGUUGCCAAUAUUGUAAACAUCCCUUUAAUGAAAAGUGUGAAUUGCAUUAUCAUUAUUAUUUUGAAAACAUACCAUCUAUUGGCAGUGAUUAA
Molecule: messenger RNA, 351 nt
Organism: Arxiozyma heterogenica
Lineage: Eukaryota; Fungi; Ascomycota; Saccharomycetes; Saccharomycetales; Saccharomycetaceae
Gene: HOT13
Product: Hot13p
Exons: 1
Coding region: 1-351 (116 amino acids)
Biological process (GO): protein import into mitochondrial intermembrane space
Cellular component (GO): mitochondrial intermembrane space
Molecular function (GO): zinc ion binding
Source: RefSeq, a predicted model, not a curated record